Cucurbita maxima (winter squash) is the source of this 1830-nucleotide messenger RNA. RefSeq lists its product as uncharacterized. Bases 1086 to 1547 code for a protein of 153 amino acids. The transcript has a single exon. The record is from RefSeq and is a predicted model, not a curated record. NCBI's taxonomy places the organism in Eukaryota, Viridiplantae, Streptophyta, Magnoliopsida, Cucurbitales, Cucurbitaceae.
AAAGUAGGUUUUGAUUGAUAUUGCUAGUUUCAUUCUGAUGAUCAGUUUCGAUACAUGUAAGAACUCAUCCAAAACAACCCGAUUACACUCUGCCCAUCUACCAAGGUACAAGAGAAUCAUCACCCGACCAUAGUUCCUCUCCCAAUAUCUCAGGUCAUUCAAACACUUCCCAUGUUUUUCUUUCCUCUUCCUUUCCUUUUGCUGUGUAAUCUUCAACGAAGGGACAGGAGAAGAAAGAUCAGUCAUGCUUAGCCUACAAUGAAAAAGUGAAAAUAUCUUUAGUCCUGAUCAUAAAAACCAAACAAAGGGCCAAAACAGAACAAAACUGUUUGUGGUGCAGAGCAAGGAAGCUUUUAGAAAAGAAAAAACCAGACCGCCAUGCACAUCCAUUUUGUAACCUUCCAUCGAUUCCAACACCAAAGAAGAUUCCCUUUUUAAAAAAACAUGGGAAGAUACGACAUGUGGCCCCCGACCAUCGAGGAAGUCGACAGACACAGACGACAGCAGCUCCCAAUCGGACGCUAUGGCUCUGUUUUUGUUGCGUGUCGCAUCACAAGAUGAUAGCAUGGCUUUGCACAUGGCAAUAUGGCUCUCUGUUUCUUUGAAAUCCCAUGUCGUUUUCUAAUACCCAAAUGAAAAAAAAAACUUCAUUUUUCUUCAUUAUCAGCCCAUAAUCGGAUUUGAAAGACAGAACCAAACAGUUUUUGAUGAUAAUAAUGUAACAAUCUUGUAUCUAAAAACGUUCCUGAAUCCAAACAUUGUUGGGACUCACGAGCUUAGAAACAGAGUCUUAUCUGAUCUGAAUCAGUUCAGAAGAAGAACAAGAGGAAAGCCCCUGUUUUAACAGAUGGGGUUUCUUUUUUUAUGUUGUUUUUUUAAAUACCUUAAAAUCUCCGAGUUUUUUAGUCUCGAAAAAUAUAAUUACCCAUUAUUUUGACUGCUUAUUAUAGCAAUGCAUUUAUUACAAAUGGGAAAGCGGCAACGCUUCAAUUGUCAAUAAAUGAUAAAUCUUUAUUUUGGUUGUCCUCUGGUUUUCUCUUCCUUUUCCAAAACAGAACACAGGAAGCAGAUAAGACUUCGUUGUCAUGUUACUGGCGAUGGCGUUACCAAACUCCAACUCUCAGGCGGCGGCGGCGGCGGCGGCGGCGGAGGUCGAAUGUGUGAAAUGCUAUUCCUGUGGAUUUACAGAGGAUUGCACCCCUGCUUACAUCUCGCGAGUUCUUGACCGCUUCCAUGGCCGGUGGAUCUGUGGGCUCUGCAUCGAGGCGGUGAAAGACGAAGUUGUGAGAUCAGGAACGCUUAUUUCCACCGAAGAAGCGUUAGCCCAACACGCGAGUUUCUGUCGGGAGUUCAGAUCGUCCAACCCUCUGGAUGAAACAGAGCACCCCAUCUCCGCCAUGGGGCGGGUGCUACGACGGAGCUUGGAUUCUCCGAGAGUUCUCAGGUCAAAUUCCAGUAGCGCAAUCAAACUGGAACCGAUCGUCGUCAUCGGCGAUUCAGCUAGACUCCAACGAUCCGGUAGUUGCUUCCCUUCCUUGUCUAGCUAAAUCAAAAACAGAGUAUUUUCAAGCGACUAACUUGCUUUAGUGGGUGGGUUCAAUUAGAGUUCUCCGACGAUUUUAAAGCCAUUUAACGAAAUGGGUUUGAAAAUUUGAGCGAAAACUGACCAUUUUCUAGCGUUCUUGUUCGUCAAGUUCGUCAUUAUUGUAAUAAUGUAAAUGGGAAAUUGUGAUAGAACAGAGCAUUUAUGUUUGCUUGAAAGUUGAAAGUGAAAUAAAUCGAAGUGUAGAUUGAAAAUUUAAUGUAAAUAUUGGGAAGAUUUGAAGAAUA